AUGAUCGGUACCAUCAAAGCCGAAACGUACGAAGAUGUUUCCAAUCUUCGAUCAACUUUGCUGACGUCAUACAAUGCUGAUAUGCUCCCAGUAAAUGAUCAGACCAGGAGCUUAAACAUAAAUUUAUCUACGAUGGUGUUUACAAUGCCGGAAGUUGACCCAGUGCUCGGAGCCAUAAAGAUGGGCAUCAUGGUCACACAGGAAUGGUACGAUGAGAGAUUAACAUGGACACCGUCUGAUCAUAACGGAACCAUGGUGUUCUCCAUGAAAGCCGAGAAUAUCUGGACUCCACCUCUAACUGUUUCCAAUCCUGUAACAUUCACAUUACUAGAUACGCCAUGGAUGCAGGCUACAAUCAUGUUCAACGGCAAAGUAAUGUUUACAGUUGGGGGAAUCAUACAGUUCUCGUGUUCGUUUUCUAUGAAGUUCUGGCCAUUUGAUAAACAUAUCUGUACUUUGAAUUUAUUCCCUUACGGGUAUAUGGCCAGCAGAGUAACAUUCUCUGUACCCGGAACCAUCGUUGAUACCGGAAUUUAUUCGGAAAACGGUGAAUGGUAUUUAGAUACGAACUCAUUUGACUACGAAUUAGGAACCGUUUUUGGUAUGAGUGAAAUUGUGUAUAGCUUUAAGAUUGCACGACUCUCGUCAUUCUAUAUGCUAACAGUUAUUCUACCAAUUAAUGGUAUUGGAAUGCUUACAUGUUUGGUAUUUCUUCUUCCCUCCGAGUCCGGUGAACGGGUGAGCUACGCAAUAACAAUUAUGUUAUCCCUUGCCGUGUUUCUGACGGUCACAGCCGAGGAUCUUCCGAAAAAUUCCAAGCCAAUUCCCAUCAUUUGUGUAUACAUUCUGUUUAACUUGAUUAUAUGUAUUCUUGGACUUCUAUUCGUCGUUUUGAACUUGAUUAUUUUCAACAGAACUAAAAAAGUGAAGAUGGCGGAAAUUUACAAAUCUAUUGUAAGAUUUACGAAGAGAAAAUCGUUACGGCGUAAAAUUAGAGUGGAGCCAUUACGUAAAAAUUCUACGGCUAAAAUAAAUGUUAAAAGCAGGGAGCCGGUUAAGGUGUUUGAACAUAGAAGAGCAGACGAAGAUAUUGAAUGGAAAGAUGUCAGUGAUGCGAUUGACAAAAUCCUUUUCGUUCUAUUUGUGGUUGUCACUUACAUUCCGUCCAUUAUAAUUCUUAUAUACACAGUGGCAGCAUCUGAAUAUGUUAGAGGUGAACAAUAA
Molecule: messenger RNA, 1224 nt
Organism: Ruditapes philippinarum (Manila clam)
Lineage: Eukaryota; Metazoa; Mollusca; Bivalvia; Venerida; Veneridae
Product: acetylcholine receptor subunit alpha-like
Exons: 1
Coding region: 1-1224 (407 amino acids)
Biological process (GO): signal transduction; chemical synaptic transmission; nervous system process
Cellular component (GO): neuron projection; membrane; synapse
Molecular function (GO): extracellular ligand-gated monoatomic ion channel activity; transmembrane signaling receptor activity; neurotransmitter receptor activity
Source: RefSeq, a predicted model, not a curated record